AUGAUUACAGUUGGCUAUGGUGAUAUCAGGCCUACUAAUGUAAUUGAAGUAUCUGUUUGCAUUUUCCUAAUGAUGACUUGUUGUGUGAUAUUUGGAUUCACAAUUAAUUCUAUUGGCUAAAUAUUUUAAGAUUUCUAUUCAAAGGAAAAUUUAAUAAGAUAAAAGAGAUUUAUAAUCGGUAACUAUAUGAUGAGAAAAGGAGUGACUAAAUCGACUAUGAAAGAAAUAUAUUAAUAUCUAGAUUAUUACUGGAAGGAGAAAAGUGACGAAAAUUAACAAGAAGAAUAAGAGAUUAUUUGCUAACUUUCUAACCGUUUAAGAGAAAAUCUCUUAACAGAAUCUUACCAUGAUAUAUUCAAGCAGAAUUCGAUUUUCAAGGACAAUUUUAGCUACUAGACAAUGCAAAAAUGUCUUCCUUUGAUUUAAGAAUAAAGGUGUACACCCGAAGAAAUUGUUUAUAAUUCAGAUGUAAGUAGCUAAGAUGUAUGGAUUUAUUUUGUAUAAUCUGGAGAAUUAGAGGUUUAUAUUUAACCGCCUAACAGUAAAUGCUAACCAUAAGACAACUCAUCUACUUCUACAGUUUCAAUUCUUAGAAAAGGAGAUCAUUUUGGUGAAUUUUCUUUUUUCAGUGGUCAAUAACCAAAGAUGAAUUUAAAGAGCUUAAGUUUCUCGAAAUUGAUUAAAAUUAAGAGAUCUGAUUUUUUAAGAAUAUUGAUUGAAGAUCAGGAAGAAUAUGAAACAUUUUGCAUGAUAAAAGAUAUGAUAUUACUUUAAAAAGAUGGUACUAGGUUAAAAGUAAAAUGUAUUUCAUGUAAAGAUUACACACAUGAAGUUGGAGACUGUCCUUAUUUACAUCUAUAACCUAAUAAAUAUAAAGCUAUUGGAUAGAUGUCUUUGAGUUAACCUCAUGUGUAAAGAGAAAAACCAAAAUUAGAGAGACAUUUAAAAACUAAACAAAAUACUUUAAAACUAAUAGAAAUUAAUGCUAAUUAACUACUUGAAUUUUUAAAUGAUAAGUAUGAAAAUCUGAUUAACUAUGAAGAUAAUUAUCUACGUCUAAAUUAUGUAAGUCAUCAAAACUCCUAAUUUAGUUCUUCUCUGCAAAAGGAAGCAACAUAUUCUUAUCAUAAUAUGGAUAAUUUAACAAAUUAGAGCAACCCUUUUUAUAAUAAUUAAUAGUUGAAUUAAAACUCAAAUUUAAAUAUAACAUAUCCUAAUCGAUUAAGUGUUUCAAGUGGGCCAUAAUUAUAUUAUUAAAAUUCUUCUUUCUUAAAUUAGAUGAAUAGUGAUCAAAUGAUAAAACCAUAAGAGGGCCUUAAUAGCUAAAGGUUUAAUACCUUCUAAACUACUGAAACGGACGAAUAAUAUGAUAAUACACGUAGUAAUGAAGAUAUUUAAGAAAUUGAUAAGAUAAAACAAAUAUCUGGAAACAUUAAGAGACCUUCGUAUUUUGGUACUUUUUAGCAAAUGUAAAGUAAUUUCAGUCGAACUUGCAGUAUCUAAAGUUAGCUUCCAUAAGAAAACAAUUAAUAAAUCUAGCUAGUAAGUAAAUAAGUAGCUCCAAAAAAAAAUAGUAUUCUAGCUAAUUUGAAUAAUGGACCUCGAAAAAACUCCUAAUAAUUGUAUACAAAGUAAUUAGUUCCUACUAAUAAUAACUAAUUCCAGAAAAAGAUGACCAAAUUUGUGACUGGAAUACCUAGCUAAGUUUAUGAUGAUUUUAUAAAAAAAUAGGUAGAAUUGAAAAUAAAUAAAAUAGAUUAUUUAUCAGAAUAAUUUGACUUGUUUGAAGGAGAUUUUGAAAAAAUGAAAAUUACGAUAAAUUAUUUUUCAAAUUUCAACUAUUCUAAAAUAAUACUUAAACUUAAAAAAAUGCAAAAUAUUCGAAAAAAGACUGUGUGUAAGCCUUUAGAAUAAGCUAAUACUAGAAAUAUACUCAGUAAAAGCUAAAAAUAUCAAGGAAGUAGUAACUCUUAAAAUAUAUUUGAAAGCAAUAAAUAAAACUUUAAAUAAGAAUCCAAAUUCAAUCAAAAUAAUUCUAAUACAAGAACAAUAUUUGCUGCAAACAAUCAUAAAAUUGUUUCAUAAUCAAUUUUUUAUCCUUAGUCUAAUAACGAAAAGUAACUUUUAUCUUAGAAUCAGUCUCUGUCAGAAUCUAAAUAACUAGAUUUAUCAUAAAAUGUAGACAAAUUUAUCACACAAGAAAGCAAUGAUUACUCUUUUAGCAAGAUAAAUCCAAACACUCCUUAUCAUAGUAGCUAAGAUUUUAAUAACUUUAAAAUUAUACAGUCCACUUAAAAUAGAAAAUGCUAUGACUUUUAGUGA
Molecule: messenger RNA, 2322 nt
Organism: Tetrahymena thermophila SB210
Lineage: Eukaryota; Ciliophora; Oligohymenophorea; Hymenostomatida; Tetrahymenidae
Product: cyclic nucleotide-binding domain protein
Exons: 3
Source: RefSeq, a predicted model, not a curated record